Molecule: messenger RNA, 4275 nt
Organism: Myxocyprinus asiaticus (Chinese sucker)
Lineage: Eukaryota; Metazoa; Chordata; Actinopteri; Cypriniformes; Catostomidae
Product: CKLF-like MARVEL transmembrane domain-containing protein 8
Exons: 4
Coding region: 97-723 (208 amino acids)
Biological process (GO): myelination
Cellular component (GO): membrane
Molecular function (GO): structural constituent of myelin sheath
Source: RefSeq, a predicted model, not a curated record
UAUGAUGGUUUGCAGUGGAAACAGUAUUGAUGAACAGUAUGGAGUUGUUACCCCCUGCUUAUGCUAGUGGCAUGAAAUACUUUUGAAUUUAAUCGGAUGGGACGCAGCUUUGGCUUGUAUCCACCUGCACGCGGAAAGCAACUUAACAUUAUCAGUGGAGCAGAAAGACUUUGGGUCGCAUCUAUGGCGGAGAAUCCAAACUCUAGACCUGUAAUAACCACCACCAGCACCCCGUACCAGGAAUUCAGGAAUUCAUCCACUCCGUGGUAUGACAAACUGUUUAUGCAGAUCGUGCCGAAGUACCUCAUCGUUGUUGAAAUUAUUUUAGGUCUGCUGGUGUGGACUUUGAUUGCAAGCACAGACUAUUUCCGAUUUCCCCCAUUUGGAUGGGUGUUGUUCGUGUCUGUCUUCUGUUGGGUUCUCACACUCUUCCUCCUAAUCAUUAUCUUGGCCAAUGGACAAAUCCAACAGGUUCCUUGGACUACUCUGGUUCUCAUUUUCAACAGCAGUGCAGCUGUUUUGUACAUGUCGGCUGCUAUUGUCGAGGCAAUGUUGGUGAAUAAACAGGACAAAGGUCACAAUGAUUACAUCUACUGGGCAGCAUCUACGUUUUUUGCAUUUGUUGUUUCUCUGAGUUACGCUGGCAGUGCAUUCUUCAAUUUCAAAUCCUGGAAAAACGGAGAUGAAGGAAGGUGUAGAUGGUGUUUUUUAAUUCAAACUUAAAAUACUGUAUGUCUCAUACUGUAUGUAUACUUAUACUCUUCAGGUAUGGGCUAAAGUUAAAAAAUAUUUAAUACCAUUGACUUUUGUCUUUAUUAAUAAUGAAGAAAUUAGCAUUUUGUGUUGCAUUUUAAGUAUAUCCACAAAUAUAGAGAUUUGUUUAGAUAUUAUUCUUUUAUUUGAUAUGAUGUAUCACGUAUAGUAUAUUUCAAUACAUAUUUUAUUGUAUGGAAUCUUAUUUCAUAAGGAUUAUUGACUAGAUGUGAAUGAACAGACAUUGAAUGUUUCACCUUUGUGCUUUGACUCUUAUUUGUAGCCUAUCAUCUAAAAAUGUGUGUCGUGAUGUUGACUGAACUUGACUAACAGCUUUCUGAAAGUCUUGUGGUAUGAAACUUAGUGCCAUGAUGUUUUCACAAAACUACAGUACAUUAUAAGCACAAUGUAUAAUGAAGGGUUUUAAAGUCUGGACCUACAUGCAUUAUAGACAGUUUUGGACAAAGUUUUCCUCCUGUUCUAAUGCUGUCUGAUAUUUCAAGAAUUGACUUACUGGAAUUUUAUUAAGAGCCUGAGGAAAGGAAAACAAUGUUUCAGUAAGAAACAAACAUUUUCACUUGAAGCACAGUCCCAACUCAGUAAAGUGGUCUACUCAUGUGAACAGGGAUAUUCUAAAUAGGCAAAUAGAAAUAAAGUGUUUUUUAAAUUACAUUUGUUAAGCUUGAGUUCCCAUAGCACUGCCACCUUGAAGUAAACCAAUUUGUCAAAUUCAAAAGGUUCAAGAACUCCAGUAUGUAAAUAUGAAAUGCAAAGAAGUCAUUGUUACUGAUCAUUAUUUGCACUGUAGGGUUUGAUUAAAGAUAGUACUAGUGUUAAAUAUGCCUGUGUGUGAUUGAUUCAGCCCAUGUCAUCAUAAUUUCACUCCAGCCAGGUAACCAAAGUUGGCAACCCAGCGGUAGAAGUUAUUAUAAAACACAAAUGCAUGUAUACACUUUAACUUACCUGCAGAUGUCUUGUUACCUGUUCAGUAUAGCAGAAAUAUGAGAUAAAUGGCAUAUAAUAAAUGUUGAAUCUCUUAUGUCAUCAGGCAUGACAAGUUUCUUUUGAGUAAUGUGUUCCAGUUGUAAUUCAUGCUCUCAGGCUUCUUGUCCUGCAGUGUGCAAACUAAGUAAAAUUGAGCAACUCAAAUUGAACAUGUCAGAUCCCGUUUCCUAUGCCUAAAUUAAACCGAAACCACGCUUUUUGUUACACCUCAUCUAAAAUUAUUUUAAUGACGCAACUCUAUCAUAGCGUAGACAGCUUCGUUGAUUAUAAUGAGUGUUCUAGUGUUGUCGCAUUAGUGCUUUUGCAGUGCACGUGGUGUCACAGCGAUACUAGUACUUUAAAAGAUAAGUAAAUGAUCAUGGGGACUAGACUACUUACGAUCAAAACAAAGAAUUCUUAAGAUCGCUCAGCUCGUAAGUCAUUUAAUUUAAUCAACAUGUAAGUAAUAUUAAUUGACAAUAAAGUAUGUUACCUUCAUGAACACUUUUCCACGUUUAAUUUCACACCGACGUGUUAUUGCUUCUGUUCGCGCUGUUUCCCAAUUGUAUUCCCAUGCAGAUGUUUCGCUGUUUAUUUAGCGGUUCUUGUUGCAGCGCAGCGUUUUUAAAAGAACUUAAACUGUAAAAAAGACAUCUGCGUUCUGUUCUAUGUUAGGUGUUGCGUCUAGCUUUUUUGAGCGCAAGAACGUGUUUGGUGUGAACAGACCCUUACUCGUUAUGAACCUUUAAUAUAAGACUGUAAAAAAAGAAAUGGACAAAAACAAAACAUCUUAUAUGUGCACAGAUGAUUCUCCUAACGGCGUUCGCAUGUGUUCGCUGCACGGGGUACCACAUCAUUUUUGCAUACGGGUUCUUUGAAGUGGUCACGCUGGGUUAUGCUGUCGCAAUCGUCCUUUCCUUAUCCCUGACAUUUGUGAAAUGGGCUUUAGCUGUAAGUACUUUUCAUUUACUGAAACUCAGAUAACUAUAUAUGUCACAUGUAUAUUAGAUUAUCACUGUAAACCCUAAUGUUGUCAUUACUGGAAAAAUUAAGUUGUCUUGAAAUGUCAAAUUUCAGGCCAUAACGUUAAUAUCUGCUCCUUUUAUGUAUCUUAAAAAUCCAUAGACUUAAGUGUUAACUCAAAUGAUUGAGUACAAAAUUGAGGCUAUAGGAAAUGUAAUUAUUUAAUCAUGUUUCCUCGGUCAAAGGUAACUUAUGGAUGCAUUUAAAUAGUUGUUGUUAAGAAUUCAGAGAUGUUUUAGCUCUUUUGUAGUAUUAUUUAUGUUUGUUUUGUUAGUUGUUUCAUGUGAUGUCACCGUUCGAGUAAUCUGUGUCCCCUUUGGUCAAAUUAGAUCCUGAUAACACAACCCCAGUUCUCCUUGUGCAUGAGCAACGGAAGUACAGGCAUAUAUGCGUUCAUGUGGAGAACUGAUUAAUUUUAUGAUUCACCUAGAAUCAGUUGAAAUCUUUAUUUGAGCUGUGUUAUUGCAUGAUCUAAAUUUGAGUCAAUUCUAUUGAAAUUAUUAAGUAGAAACAACAAUAUUUAAAAAGCAAAUCUGAGUUUAGUCUACUUGCAUAUGGUUACCUUAACUUAAAUAGUUAAGUUCAUUCUAUGUGAACAUAAAUUAAGUGAACUUCUAAGUUUUGGAGACACAAUUACUCCAUUCAGUUGAGGGAAGGAGUUUACUCAAUUGAGUACAGUCAACUUAUUAGGGUUUUUAGUGUAGUAGUGUAUGAUUUAAAAUAACAUUAAAAUAUAUCUGUGUCCUGAUGAACACACACUCACAUUCUCUCUGUUCUAAUAGGAGUUUGUGUUCGAUACACUGGGAUUCAUCUUUGUCUCUGUUGGUUCCACUGCAGUUGCUUUAAAGUCUUUUCUAGACUCACUUCUUGUUGCUGCCUCAGUAAGGCUUUCAUUUUGUGAUCAAAUAAUGCAUUUAUACAACCAGUGCUGAACAGUUUGUUUGUGAGGUGUAGUUUACAUAUAGAGUAAAUUAUUCUUCAUAGCACUCACAUCCAACAUUCUUUAACACUAACCUAGUUUUAAUCCACUUUUCGCUCUAUUUUGUUAUCGACAAAGUGAAAGUGCGUAAAAAAUUUUUUGGGAAAUUUGCCGUCUUCUGCCUUUUUCCAUUCAAAUGUCCUUUUAUCGAUAAAAAUGGUGUGUGUGAUAACGUCAUGCCUAAAAGAAAAUCCACUUUGUCGUAUAGGUUUUGGUUUAUCGCAAAAGAAAUCUGCCCUUAAGCCGUUUCCAUACAGAAAUGUGUGUUUAUCGUUAAUUGUGUAGGCUAACUUUCACCUCCCAGAGGUCCCUCAUUUUUUUCCUCAGACGUUUUGGUAAAAAUGGGGAGAGUAUUGAGACAGUUAAUUGAAAUUAGACAGCUUACUGUCAUUUUAAUUUCACAAAUAAAUGCAAUCAGAAGAUGGAAUUGCAAUCAAAAGGGAACAGUUGCCCUUCUGAUAGGACUGUAAUAUUGGUCCUGAUAGUGGGUGGGUGCAGGUGUAGUUCUCAAGGUGGGCCAAGUUCAUGACUGGGUG